AUGAUCCUCGAAUCACGCGUGUAUGACGUGGCAGAGCAGACGCCAUUGCAAGAGGCGCCAGCUUUGUCCCACGCCCUGCAGAAUCGCGUCUUGCUCAAGCGCGAAGACUUGCAGCCCGUUUUCAGCUUUAAAAUCCGUGGUGCUUACAACAAAAUGGCCAAUUUGUCAGACGAGGAGAAAACAGCCGGUUGCGUAUGCUGUUCAGCUGGUAAUCACGCACAGGGAGUAGCACUCUCAGCCCGUAAGCUCGGGAUACACGCCAAGGUCGUGAUGCCAUUGGCAACGCCCGACAUUAAAGUAAACGCUGUGCGCCAUCAUGGCAAAGAAUUUGUCGACAUUAUUCUCCAUGGCAAGACGUUUGACGAUGCUGCAGCUGAAGCUCGGAGACUGGUGCAAGACGAGAAGCUCACGAUCAUUCUGCCUUUUGAUGACCCACAUAUCAUUGCUGGACAGGGAACCGUUGGCAUGGAAAUUCUGCAACAGACCAGUGGAUCUCAAGAUAAGUUGGACGCCAUUUUUGUCCCAGCAGGUGGAGGAGGCAUGCUUGCGGGGAUUGCGGCGUGGGUCAAGCAGAUCCGACCGAGUGUCAAGGUUAUUGGUGUUGAGGCGGCCGAUGCCGCAGGUAUGACGGCGUCGCUGGCAGCUGGACAUGUUGUGGAACUGGACCAUGUCGGACUGUUUGCAGAUGGCGCGGCGGUGAAGCGUGUGGGAACAGAGACAUUUCGAGUGUGUGCCGACUACGUGGACGAGAUGGUGACAGUGUCGACCGACGAGAUCUGUGCUGCUAUCAAGGCAGGUUUUAAGGACACGCGUGCGAUUCUUGAACCCGCAGGCGUGCUGUCUAUUGCCGGUAUGACGCAGUACGCCAAGACGCGCGGACUUUCAGGGUGUCAGUUUGUUGCUGUGACGUCUGGAGCUAACAUCGAUUUUGCCCGUCUACGCUUUGUGUCUGAGCGUGCGGACUCGCACGAGAGACUGCUUGCCGUGGAGAUUGACGAGACCCCAGGUGCUUUCAUGCGCCUCAACCGCCGACUAGACGCCGUGGGAGUUCGUAUUACGGAGUUCAGCUACCGCUUCGGUGACGCUCAAAAAGCACGUGUGCAUCUGUCGUUUUACUCGCCAAGUCCCGACCAUGCAACUGCUGCUAUUCGUGAGCUUCAGGAAGAAGAGUCUCCGUUGGGCUUCGCAAACGGUAGCGCCUACCAAGUGUUGGAUCUGUCGGACAACGAGCUGGCCAAGGUCCACACGCGACACUUGGCUGGUGGCCGAGCUCGUGGUGACGUACAAGAUGAGCGGCUAUACCGCUUCGAGUUUCCAGACCGCCCACGCGCUCUGGCCACAUUCUUGGAGGCGCUGCAGAGCACGUGGAACAUCAGUCUAUUCCACUACCGCAACCACGGCGCCGAUGUCGGUCGGGUACUGGUGGGCUUCCAAGUUGCUGAAGAGGACCAGAAGCGCUUUCAGACUUUCCUGAACCAAUUGGCUUAUGUCUUCUACGAGGAAACAGACAAUCAAAUGUACCAGGAGUUCAUACACUAA
Molecule: messenger RNA, 1539 nt
Organism: Peronospora farinosa
Lineage: Eukaryota; Oomycota; Peronosporomycetes; Peronosporales; Peronosporaceae
Source: the annotation of a GenBank genome assembly